Sphenostylis stenocarpa is the source of this 1404-nucleotide messenger RNA. The record is from the annotation of a GenBank genome assembly. Lineage: Eukaryota; Viridiplantae; Streptophyta; Magnoliopsida; Fabales; Fabaceae.
AUGAGAACAGAGUUCAAGAAGAAGAUAUCCAAGUCUUCAUGGCCAAAUUUUAAUGUAAGAAAGUGGCUCAAUAAAAGGAGCAACGAUGAUAACUUUCACUCAGAUUACUCUUUACCAGAGGGGUGGUUGAUGGAUUCCACGAACGAAUUGAAACAUUCGGCAUCAGUGAAGGAGGCGCCACCUGUGAGUGACACUGACAUGCUCAACCUUAGGAUGUUCGUGGGGACGUGGAAUGUGGGAGGGAAGUCACCAAACGAAGGAUUGAACUUGAGGGAUUGGUUGAUGUUGCCUUCGCCAGCAGAUAUCUACGUCAUUGGGUUCCAAGAAAUUAUACCUCUCAACGCAGGGAACGUGCUUGGGCCAGAGGACAGUGGCCCCGCAACGAAGUGGCUAACCCUGAUUCGUGAAGCCUUGAAUUCUAACACAAGCUCCAGUGAAGAAAGUUCUCCUACAUUGUCUAGGCAAUGUAGCCCUGGUGAACAUGAACAACAACACUAUUAUUGCCUUAUAGCAAGUAAACAAAUGGUGGGUAUAUUUUUGUGUGUGUGGGUACGUGAAGAUCUUUACAAGCAUGUCACCAAUUUAAAAGUGUCUUGCGUUGGUAGAGGCAUCAUGGGCUAUCUAGGAAAUAAGGGUUCAAUAUCUAUUAGCAUGACAUUGUACCACACGACUUUUUGCUUCGUUUGUACCCACUUGGCCUCCGGAGAGAAAGAUGGUGAUGAAAUAAGAAGAAACUUGGACGUCUCAGAGAUCUUAAAGAAAACUAAAUUUUCUCACUCUUUCAAAGCUCUUGGUCAACCACCACCCCCUGAAAGCAUAUUAGAACAUGAUAAGAUUAUAUGGCUUGGGGAUUUGAAUUAUCGUCUUGCUGCUGGUUACGAUAAUACACUUGAGCUACUGAAGAAGAAUGAUUGGCAGGCACUAUUAGAGAAGGACCAGCUAAGGAUAGAGCAAAGAGCUGGUAGAGUAUUCAAAGAGUGGAAGGAAGGGAAAAUAUACUUUUCUCCAACUUACAAAUACUUAUUUGAUUCUGACCAGUAUGUUGCUCAAACCAACAAGUCCAAGGAAAAACGACGAACACCGGCUUGGUGCGAUCGAAUACUGUGGAAAGGAGAUGGCGUGGAGCAGUUAUGGUACGUGAGAGGAGAGUCCAAAUUCUCAGAUCACAGGCCAGUGUAUUCACUAUUCUCGGUUCAUGUGGACAUGACAAUGACAUGUGAGAAGCUAAGUUCCUCUAUUGCUGCAUCAGAGAGUAGUUCAAUCUCAAUGUCAAGGUCAUGCUCCUCUAGAACCUUGACAAACGCUGGCUUGUCCUCAUCUUGCUUUGCCAAAGUUCAGGCAGAGGAACAACUGUUGUUGCUAACGAGGGAACAUAGACACCGCACCUGCAGGGUUCUGAGUUAG